GCUGCCCAUUUGCAAAGAAGAGCUAUUAACUUCUUGUAAAAAAAACGCGGGUAUAAUCUCGAUAUGGCAUCAUGCGUCUUGUACUUCGUAUUCCUAAUAUUUGCGGCUCAUAAAUUGACUGACGCUGCGAAGUUAAACCACCCGCGAGUGUUGCUUCCCAUUUUCAACGACAAACCCGUCAACUUCACUUUGGAGGUGGACGAACGAAAUUGCUACAAAUGGACAUCUUCCCGCCAAGACCUUAUAUCUGUGCAACCGGUGUAUCAUGGCUUCAGCGAAUGCGCCUACGAGGCGGUGGUCACAGUGCGGACCCGCGAGCGACGCCGCAACACGGCCAUCGUGUUUGCGGAGGAUGUGCAGACCGGUGCCAUGCUGCGCUGCGACGUGAUAGUGGACAAAAUUAGCAGUCUGAACGUCCGGACUGCCACACGGCAGCUCUACCUGGAGGAGGCGCCAGCGAUCUUCGAGCUGCACGCCUUUGACUCUCAGGGCAACGAGUUCUUCACCCUCGAGGGAAUCGAGUUCAACUGGGACAUCUCGGAGCAUGACAGCAAGAAGCCGCCCGCAAUGCGGUUCCUCACCUUCUCGAAAAGCCCCUACCACACUGUGCCCCCCGCCCUCGAGAAAUUCGAAGCCGCUGGCAUCAAGGGCUACAUGAUCCUGCUGGAGGGCAUCAAUACGGGCACUUCAAAGAUAACAAUCACAAUGCCCUAUGCCGAGUACAGCAAUGUGAAGCCCAUGGAAAUAUAUAUCAGUGUACUGGCCAAUAUCAUUAUCGAGCCUUCCGAGGUUACGAUCCUGAAAAAAGACUCCAUUAGCUUCCGCAUUCUCCAGCUGAAGAUGGACAAGCUGCAUGACAUUACGAAGAGCAACCAGUACUUCCUCGAAGUGGAGGAUGCAACAGUGGCCAGCUUGAAGGGCAAUACUGCAACGGGAAACGAACUGGGGCGCACCCAGAUCAUAUUGCGCGAUCGAAACAUGCCGGAAACCGAUAAGAACACCAAGGGGCCCAGUGCCCUGUUGACAGUGGCAGAGCCCCAUAAGCUGGGCAUCAGCCUCCUGCCUCACAACAACUGGGUGACGGUGGAGGGCGAGCGGCACGAGGUGGCCUUCGACCUAUACGCUCCAGAUGGCCAGAAGGUUAUGUUGGGCAGCAAGUUCGACAUUAGCUCCCGACUGGAUGAGUCUCUGUUUGGCAUCAUCGACAGAACGGCAAACGGCAGCCGUUUGUAUGGCGAAGCCCUGAAGAAGGGUGUCAGCCUGAUCCAUGGCACAUACAAAAAGCUCAUGGUGGAGGCAGAGCUGCAGAUCUUUGAUGAGUUGCGGCUCAAACCCACUAAGGUGAUCCUGCCCUACGAUCCGAACAGCAUAAAGCCGCUCAAGCUGCAGUUCCAUGCGACUGGCGGGGACAACAGCUACGUCUGGUUCUCCGGCAAUCCGCAGGUCCUGCAAAUCGACGCCCAAGGCUUGGCCACUACCGAAAUCCGGGACGUACGUGCCUCCACUGGCACGCAGGAGCAGCACGAGGACGGAAACCUGCUGGCUGCCCACACCACCGUCAAGGUGGCCCUUGCCAAGAACCAGAACGUGGCCCGAGUGGCUCAGAUCUACUUCUUCUCGCCGAAGCGGCUCGAGAUCAAGAAGUACAACUUCGAGACGGCCCUCAAGGACUACGUGCUUCUGCACGUGGCUGUCUUCGGCCAUGUCAACGACUCGGAUGUGCCGUACACAAACUGCGAUAACUUGCACUUCCAGCUGGACUUCAGCCAACCCAUCCUGCAGCACGAGAGCAACGGAGAAGCUGUUGAACUAGCUGAUGGUGCGUGUCAUGUGCUCAGGCUGCGGGCCACUGCCGUGGGCAGCACCUCGCUGCGCGUCUCGUAUGUCUUUCAGAACAAAGUGCUUCAGGACGCGGUCGAUCUGCAUGUGUACGAGGCGCUGAGCGUCCUGAAUCCCGUGGAGAAUGAGCUGGUGCUGCCCAUUGGCGCGUCGCGAAACUUGAUCUAUGUGCAUGGGCCGCGCCGCAUCUUUACCCUGGAGGCGGAGCUCAUCAAGGCCACAAACUUCAACGGCAAGAUCGUCGAUGUGUCGGAGAUUGAGUUCGACACCCAGGACCCCAUCACCUCGUUCAAUGUGCUGUGCCGCCAGCUGGGCGAGACGGAGUUCACCUACCGCGUGUACAACAGCCUGGCCACGUCCAAUUUCGUCGCCUAUAGUUCGACGGUAACCACCAAGGUGCACUGCGUGAAGCCGCGCUUCCUGAAGCUAUACGCCAGACAAGAACUGCGCCAGUCGUGUCCCCUUGAGCACCGCUCCUCGCUGGUGUACCUCAAGAACCGGGAGAAUAACUUUGAGAUCGAGAUAGAGGUGCAGGACGCCAAGAACCGCAGGCUCAUGAACGUCAGCUCGCUAUGGCUGGAAUGGGAGUUUGCCUCUGGCGACGAGCGAUACCAUGUGGACAACAUUCCCCAUCGUCAGCUGUCCGAGCUGGAGUACUUCCACGGCGUCAGCGUCCCUUCUGCCGAAAUCCUCGUCCUCACACUGAACGAGGUGGCGCCGAACUUCCGCAUCAAGGGCACGGUGGUCCACUACAACGAUAAGAUGCUGUCCCAUCAGAACAUUAACGCGGAGCGCCCUCCCUUUGGGGUCGAGAACCGGAAAACGGGCAGUGUCACUACGCCGUUGAUUGAGAACGAGAUCAGGUUCCACACGGUGAACAGAACGCUGCUGGCGAAGGAUGCAAUCAGCAUCUACCUGGCCCCCUCGUACAGCGAACGCAUCCCCCUGGCCCAGGGAAGCGGCUUCUUCCAGAUAGAGCUCUCCGAGUCCGGUAUUGUCAAUGUGGUGCAUGACGAGAAGUCCGGCGGACUGGUGCUGACACCGCUUCGUCUGGGCCAUACGCGCCUCGAGCUGACCGACCGCUGUCUGAUGAAUGAGCCCAGCCAUCUGUCCAUCUCCGUGGUGGGCAUCGGCUCGAUCAGCGUGGUCAGCAUGGAUCGGGUGGAGCGAGCUAAUUCCAUCGAAGCGAUUGUGCAGCUCUUCGACACCAAUGACAAUGAACUGCACGUGGAUCCGUCAUAUUUGGCUGUCUACGACCUCUCCGAGGUCGUCUUUAAUCCGAAUAUAUUGAACGUGCGUCUGGACAUGCAGCACAAUCUGAGGCCAGGCCAGAUACGGUACAGCAUCACCGGCAAAAAUAUCGGAGAGACGAAGAUAGUCUUCCAGUCCGGCAAGGGGUCGCAGCAAGUGUCCAGCGAGCCGAUCGUUGUCCAGGUGUUUGCCCCGAUCCGCCUCUACCCGCGCGACUCCACACUCUUGGUGGGCAGCAGCAUCCAGAUCUACUGCCAGGGCGGUCCCCAGCCCAACACAAACCUGAUCUACACCGUGGAGAAGGAACAAGUCGCGACCAUGAGCUCCGCCAUUGUCACGGCACAUCGCCUGGGAGCCAGCAAUAUCACCGGGAAGUGUCUGAUGAAGAACCCCGUCACUGGCAAGGAUGAAGUCGUCUCCCAGGACACCAUCGAGGUCCGUGUGGCUGCUCUGAAGGGCGUGGAGAUCCGCACACCGCUGGUCCGGAUUCGCAGUGGCGCCGUCAUGCCCGCCACCCUAUGGGGCCAGCCGGACUUCUCGCCCAUGGUGCUGGGAACGCUGGAGGACAUGCAGAUCACCUGGACAGUCAGUCAGCCGGGAAUCGUGGAGAUAUUCAAUGUGUUAACCGAAGCGGGAAUCGAGUACCAGAGCGGCGACCUAAUCUCGGUACGGGUGCGCGCCCUGAAUCCCGGCAAGGUCACAAUCACAGCGUCUGUGCGACUGGCAGAUGGCACAAGGCUGCCCUCCUCCAGCGUUGAGCUAAUUGUUUUCAAAACACUGGAGCUGCUCGGACCCAAGCCCAUCAAAAUGGACGUGAUUCUGGCGGCGCCACACAGCACGCUUCAGUUGAAGUCCAACAUCGACGAAGCGGUCUAUAAGCUGGAUGAGCAGAGCAGCGGCAUUGUUAGCGUGACGCCAGAUGGCACUGUACACACAAAGGACACCCUCGGACGGGAUCUGAUAAUUGCCAAAACCGUGGACCAAAAUAUGCCCAUCGGCAUUGAGGUGAAGGAUGUGCAGUUCAUCCUGGUGUCCCUGGUGCCAAACAUAAAAUUCAGGCAGCCAGAGCACAAAAUACCGCGCGGCACGAACCUCGUGUUCAAAGUGUCGCUGCACGACAAUCUGGGCAACGAGUUCUCCCACAACAUCGAGGACGCCAACGGGCUGCGCUACGAUCUGGCCACCAAGGAUGUGGUCGAUGCCCAGAUCGGCAACAAUCUGACAAUUGCGCUGAACCUGCAACGCGAGACGAACAACAUGAUAUCCAUCAGUUUAAGGGACACGAUGCGCGUUAAGUAUGCUGAGGACUAUAUCAAGCUGUCCGUGGUUGAGUCGCAGAACAUCUACCCCACCAAGACAAUUUUCUCUGUGGGCGACAUCAUUUGCUUCGAUUCACCGCUAACGUUGUCAUCGAUUUGGAGCAGCUCCAAUGAGCAGAUUGUGACGAUUAAUAAGCGCACAGGCAUUGCCCGCGUGCUGAACCACCGCCACAAGGUGGGCGAGAAGAUUGUGAUCACCAGCGGCGAUGGGGCCAACCCUGGGGGCUUCAUCAAGUACGGUCUGGAAGUGCGCGAAUCGGAUGCGAUUGUGUUUGCCAAAUCGCUGGACAUAUUCAGUGGAUCCGAGUAUCGGGGACUGUUGGUGCUGCGCAACCACAUGCAGUCCGAGAAGCACAGCAACCUGAUCGCUCACAACGCAACAAAGUGUGCCAUUCAACUGGCCGAUGAGCCCGUGGAUGUCUUCGCCUGUCGAGUGGUGGCCAAGGAUGCACUCGGCCGGCAGCUGCUGAAGCUCUACAAGGCACAGUCCAUGUUUGAUGCCAGCAGCGGGCAGUACGUCUGCCGCGUGAAGCUGCUCUCCAGCUUCAUCGAGCUGCUGGCCGUUGUCAAGACAAACAAUGUCUAUUUGGAGCUGCAGGCGACGAUGCCCAGCGGCGUUUUGGAUACCAUGUCACUGAAAUUGGUGCCGGGCAUUAAAGUGAAGCCCGAAUUGGUCCAGGUGACCGAUUUGAAGCCACAGGAGCUGCACAUCAGUGGGCUGGACAAGGCGCUGCACAAGCUGCAGGUCAAACCAUCGAACAGCAAAUACUUCUCUGUGGAUUUCAUUGAGCACGGCCAUGGCAUCGGCAAAUAUCGUUUGCAAAUCUUCGAGGACUUUCCGCUGGAUGAAAACUAUUACGUACUGAUUGAAUCCCCGGAAACGGAGCAGAUCAUCAAGGUGCCCAUUGUGGGCAGCACAAUGCUGGCCCAGAAGUGCACCGACCGUUCCUAUGGCGGACCUCUGAUCUCUCGUCUGGUGGAGAAUAUUGGCUUCCUCGCUAGCUCAGUGGUGAUUGUAAUCAUCUCGAUAUGGGUGUACAUGUCUUGGUUCCAAUCGGAGGGCGUCAAGCAAGUCAACUCUGAGGCUUUCCAGAAGAAGAACUCGAGUCCCACCGCAAGUCCGUCCUAUAGGCACCCCCAGUUAUACGCCGACUCAAUGACCCCGACGAUUUCUCGGAAUUAUUCUCCUGGCCGUCUAAGGGAAAAUCUGGACAGUUCAUCGGAUUCAUUUGUUUACGGCCACCCGCGGCUGAACUCCCCAAACAGAUCCGGCAAUUCGCCUCGCUUCAACUAGCUUGAAGUUCAAAAGGAGGCUUGAUAUUGGCCCUGAAGUUUGAGAGUUUGAUCUGCGAUUCCCUCCUUAUUUUUGUUUGUUAUAUUUUCGUUAUGUAUAUAAGUCGAGUCUAGUGUAAGUUUUGUAGUGCCUAGUCUAUAGUUAAGGGGAAACGUAACACAGCUAAUGCACAUAUAUUUUCUAUAAAAACACUUAUUUAUUCGCUGAGAGGAAUUUAUGUUGCGAAAAUCCUAAACCAAGAGACUAAAUAAAUGAUUAAGAGUGAA
Drosophila persimilis is the source of this 5969-nucleotide messenger RNA. RefSeq names its product nuclear pore membrane glycoprotein 210 (gene Gp210). The coding region runs from base 64 to 5703 and encodes 1879 amino acids. The record is from RefSeq and is a predicted model, not a curated record. Lineage: Eukaryota; Metazoa; Arthropoda; Insecta; Diptera; Drosophilidae. The transcript is spliced from 19 exons. Gene Ontology annotation, cellular component: nuclear pore.